Messenger RNA from Populus euphratica (Euphrates poplar), 4644 nucleotides. Its product is annotated as cucumisin-like. The record is from RefSeq and is a predicted model, not a curated record. Gene Ontology annotation, biological process: proteolysis. The coding region runs from base 2314 to 4383 and encodes 689 amino acids. Gene Ontology annotation, molecular function: serine-type endopeptidase activity. The transcript has 12 exons. NCBI's taxonomy places the organism in Eukaryota, Viridiplantae, Streptophyta, Magnoliopsida, Malpighiales, Salicaceae.
CCUCCUUCACUCAUUGAUUUUGGUCUUAUUCCUCUUCUGACCCACGCCACUACUUCUUUUUAUUCCAGUACACAAAUUUCUCCUCCUGCUAUAGUACAUGCACCUCCAUGUUCACCGCCACUUGCCUUCUCAAAUCCACACCCCUCAUCUCCCCAACCUCCACCCAUCCUCUGCACCUAUACACGCCGCCCCAAGCCUUUCACCCUUUAUGUGUCUCUCGAUUGUUUUGACCCAAUCCCCCUAGCUGCUCCAUCUUCAUCGUCCACUUCACCUCCAAACCUCUCUCUCUCCACCUAGCUUCCUCAGUCAUCUACUACUGAAAAUCCACCACCACUUGAACCCACCCCACUUUGUCACUCCAGUCGCUAUAUUGCUCCACCAGUCAAGCUCAGCGACUUUAUCUGCUCCAAUGUUUACUCCCACCAAUCAGCCACCUUAUUGCCAGGUCCAACCAAAGGAGGGCAUGCGCUUCAAACUGCAAGCUCUCCAAGCUAAUGGCACUUGGUCUCUUACCUCAUUGCCGUCAGGCAAGACACCGAUUGGCUGUAGAUGGGUCUAUAAAAUUAAACAUCAUUCGGAUGGUUCUGUCGAGUGGUACAAAGCUUGUUUAGUCGCAUAUGGUCUCACUCAAUUAGAAGGAGUUAACUACCAUGAUAUAUUUUCUCCCACAACCAAAAUCUUCUAUGUCCGCUAUUUACUUUCCUUAACAGCAGCUCAUGGCUGGUCCCUACACCAGAUGUACACCCACAAUGCUUUCCUUCACGGAGCCCUAACUGAGGAGAUAUGCAUAUCUCUGCCACUAGGUCUUGGACUCCAGGGGGAACCAUCUAGUUUGUCGACUUCAUAAGUCACUUUACGCUUUAAAACUAGCAUCUUGUUAGUGGUUUGUCAAAUUCUCUGAAGUUAUGCACUUUGUUGGUUUUAUACAAUCAAGAGCUGAUUAUUCUCUAUUCAUCAGGAAGCAGGGUAUGUCCUUUACUGUUUUCUUGAUAGAUGUUGAUGAUAUUCUGAUAACUGGAAAUGAUCCUGUUAACAUUACUACAACUAAACAAUUCCUGCAUAAACAUUUUCAUAUCAAAGAUCUUGGUGAUUUAAAACACUUUCUUGGAAUUUAGGUAUUUGCUUCAAAGAAUGAGAUUUUUAUUUCAUAAUAUAAAUAUACAGUGGAAGUCAUUAACGAUGCAGGGUUGUCAAGUGCUACUCCUAUUAAUACUCUCAUGGAAUGGGGCUUGAAAUUAUCAGACAAGGGCACCCUGCUAAAAAAUACAAACCGUUAUAAAAGAUUGGUGGGUCAUUUAAAUUAUUUGACUUUAUCAAAGCUAGACAUAACGUAUGAUGUACAUGUCCUGAGUAGAUUUAUGCAACAGUCCUGAAAAUUUUAUAUGGAAGCAGCUAUUUGAGUUGUUCGAUAUCUAAAAGGUACACCUGGCCGAGGCUUAUUUUUCUCUUCCAAUAAUGGCUUGAAGUUGAGAGCUUAUUGUGACUCAGAUUGGGUAGGCUGUCCACUCACUGGGAGAUCUACAAUAGGCUAUUGUGUUUUUUUUUUUUACUAUCACUGAUAUCCUAAAGGUCGAAGCAAUAGAAAAAAGUUUUGCUCUUUUCUGCUGAAACAGAAUACUAAGCAAUGACAAGAGUCUGCUUUGAGUUAACAUGGCUGCAAUGUCUACUGAAAGACUUGGAAAUUUCACACCGUGAAUCUGCCUUGCUAUAUUGUGACAAUAAGGCUGCGUUAUACAUUACAGCCAAUUCAGUGUUCCAUGAGAGAAUAAACAUAUUGAAAUGGAUUGUCAUUAUAUUAGAGACAAAAUCCAAGAUGAUUCCAUUACUACAAAACAUGUUAAUUAUGUACAUCAACUAGAAUAUAUCUUGACCAAACCCCUAGAAAAAGAGAUCUUUGUUCCUGUGGUUUGCAAGUUAGGAGUGGAGGAUAUCCACUCUCCAACUUGAGUGGGGAGUAUUAGGAAAUCAAAUCUAAGAAUAGUAGAGUUGUAUAAAAUAGAAGAUAUGUAUUUAUUUACUUUCUAUUGUAAUGCCUAGUAUGUCGUUGUUAGGGCUACAAUAUAACAACUGAUUCCUGACUUGUAAUAAUCAAUUGCAGCCUCCCUGUAUAUAAGUACAUGGUUGAAUAUCAAUAACAAUCACUUCUGCAAAUUCAGUAUUUCUUCUUCAUUCUUCUCACGUUGUCACAAAGAAUCAAAAGUUGGAAAAAAAAUGUGCUUGCUCCUCUUGCAGAUCUCGUCAUUUAUGACGGCGCCAUCCUUAUAGGAAAGCAGACCUGUAGCCUUCCUAAAUAUAAAGGUCUAUAUUGUGUACAUGGGCUCGCUUCCUACGGGUGAAUACUCACCCACUUCUCACCAUCUCAGUCUUCUUGAAGAAAUUGUCGAAGGAAGAUCUUCGGAUGGUGCGCUAGUUAGAAGCUAUAAUAGGAGUUUCAAUGCAUUUGCAGCCAGACUCAGUCAUGCGGAGGUAGAGAGAAUCUCUGGCCUGAAGGAAGUGGUGUCUGUAUUCCGUAGUAGAAGAUCUCAACUUCUGACGACAAGAUCAUGGGACUUCAUGGGGUUUCCUGAAAAUGUGAAAAGGAACCCCACAGUAGAAAGUAAUAUAAUCAUUGGGGUUAUUGACGCAGGAAUCUGGCCUGAGUCAGAGAGUUUUGCUGAUAAAGGUUUUGGUCCUCCUCCUGCAAAAUGGAAGGGGACUUGUGCUGGUGGCAAGAAUUUUACUUGCAACAAUAAGAUCAUUGGAGCUCGAGUUGAAGACACUUCAGGGGCUGAAGCUACCGCAAGGGACAAUGAUGGCCAUGGUAGCCACACAGCAUCAACAGCAGCUGGCAACACAGUAUCAGGCGCGAAUUUUUACGGACUGGCUCAAGGAAAUGCCAGAGGAGCUGUUCCAUCAGCAAGGAUUGCUGUUUACAUGGCCUGUGAGGAGUUUUGUGAUGACCAUCAAAUACUUGCUGCCUUUGAUGAUGCCAUUGCUGAUGGGGUUGACAUAAUCACAAUUUCAAUAGGGAAGGGUGUCCCAUUUCCAUAUGAAAAAGAUACUAUUGCCAUAGGGGCCUUUCAUGCAAUGGAGAAAGGGAUACUCACUGUACAAGCAGCAGGAAACAGCGGUCCUGAUCCAUUUACUGUAUCAAGCCAUGCACCAUGGAUAAUUUCAGUUGCAGCUAGCAGCACAGAUCGUCGGAUAAUUGAUAAGAUAGUUCUAGGGAAUGGACAGACCUUCGUUGGAAGCUCUGUUAAUUCUUUUGCACUAAAUGGAACAAAAAUCCCUCUGAUUUAUGGAAAAGCUGUCACGAGUAAUUGCACCGAGUAUGGUGCUUGGUCUUGCUGGAGUAAUUGUAUGAACAGUAGCUUGGUGAAGGGAAAGAUUGUCAUAUGUAAUAUGACAGAUACAUCAGUGACAGAUGAAGCUCUUAGGGCCAGGGCCCUUGGCUCAAUCAUGUUGAAUGACACAUUUGACGAUGUUUCCAUUGUAGUGCCCUUACCUGCAUCUAGUUUGAACCCUCAUGACAGCGAUUUGGUGAUGUCCUACUUGAAAUCUACAAAAAAUCCUCAAGCAACGAUAUUGAAAAGUGAAGUUACAGAACAUAAUACGGCUCCUGUAGUUGCUUCCUUCUCAUCACGCGGUCCAAAUAAAAUUGCACCUGAGAUUUUGAAGCCGGAUAUAAGCGCACCAGGAGUAGAAAUAUUGGCUGCAUAUUCUCCAGUUGCUUCUCCAUCAGAUAAUGCUGAUGAUAAGAGGUCUGUGAAGUAUAACGUAGUGUCUGGGACCUCCAUGUCUUGUCCACAUGUUGCUGGUGCUGCUGCUUAUGUUAAAUCAUUUCAUCCAAAUUGGUCUCCUUCAGCCAUCACAUCUGCUCUAAUGACCACUGCUUUGCCUAUGAACACUGCCAAGCAUGCAGAUGCUGAAUUUGGAUAUGGAGCAGGCCACAUAAACCCGAUAAAAGCUGUAGAUCCUGGUUUUUUGUAUGAAGCUACCAGAGACGAUUAUAUAAGAAUGCUGUGCAGUAUGAAUAAUACUCAUUUCAGUAAAUGUCCGCGGCACAUUGAAGGAUCUCCAAAGGAUCUGAAUUAUCCUUCAAUGGCAGUUCGAGUUGAAGAAAACAGGGCUUUCACUGUUAAAUUUCCAAGAACAGUCAGAAAUGUUGGACUCGCCAAGAGUUCAUACAAAUCAAACAUCACAACAGGUUCUCAGAUUAAUGUUAUGGUGGAGCCAAGCAUUCUGUCGUUCAAGUCGGUGGGUGAGAGUCAAUCAUUUGUUGUCACAGUGGCUGGGAAAGGAUUGCCAGCAAAUUCCAUGGUAUCUUCAUCACUGGUUUGGAAUGAUGGCACGCAUAGUGUGAGAAGUCCCAUUGUGGUUUACACAAUUAAACCUUCAAACUGAAUGCCUUCAUCGCAUUUUAUUUUCUUUAAAUGGCGAAUGAUUUUUCUUUUUCAGUUUCAAAUCUGAAAAUCAAAGUAUGAUGAAAGUUGUCUUCUAUUUAGAGAUUGAAUAGAGUCCAGCGGUUGUCUUCUUUUUCAGUUUACACAAUCAAGUCCCAUUUCAGCUUUAUGUAAAACUUCAGAGAUUGAACAACCCUAUCCUCACUAUAUGCUGCUGAGUGAGAAUCUCUCUAAUAAUGGCAAGACAAUAUUACAAAUAUUU